AUGGGUCCAAGGAUGUACAAAAUAAAUUUCAAUGGGCUGAAGUUUGAAGAUCAGAGAGCAUCUGGUAUUGGGGUUGUGAUGCAGGAUUUGUCAUUGCAGCUUUGUCCAAGAAACUGCGAGGAUGAAACAGGCUUUGUCAUUGCAGCUUUGUCCAAGAAACUGCAAGAUUUAAGGGGAACAGAUGAGAUUGAAGCGUUAGUGGUGGAAACAGCAGACCAAUUAACAUGGGAGGUAGGCCUUCAAACAGCUGAAUUGGAAGAGGACUCAAUGACGAGGUUUAGAAGAAUGAAGAUUUGGAAUGUGGUCUGGGAAGGGAACGGUAGCAGACUUGUUAGCUUGUCAUGCCAGAAGCGUGAAGAACCUUGUUGCCUGUAUUAUGGGUUUGGCUAUGACCCCACAACUGAUGAUUAUAUAUUAGUAAGAGUUCUGUAUCUCGAAGAAGAAGAAGGUGAUGAUCUCAAAAAUGAUCAACUUAUGGUUCAGAUUUAUACACUUGGCACUGGCACGUGGCGCAAUGUUACCAACCCUGGCCCUGGUUCUCUGUCUGCUUUUCCAGAAAAUCACUUAUCAGUGUUUGUGAACGGGGCAGUGCACUGGAUUACGUCCAUUGAAGAUGACUAUAUUAUCUAUGUAAUCUUAUCAUUCGAUAGAAGGAAUAAUUCUUUUCAUGAGAUGGCUUUGCCUGGGAGUUUGGAUGAUGUGAAUAAGUUAAACAUUAAAGUUGCUGUGGUAGGUUUUACAAAGAUUGGUGAGGUUCUAGUGAUCAAUACUGUCAAUGGUGAGUUGCUGUCUUACAAUCCCAGUAGCCAACAGAUAUCAUAUAUUGACAUCCCCGCCCAAUUAGCGCCGUUUUAUUUGGAUACAUAUAUGGAGAGCCUUCCUCUACUGAAUGUCCAAGAUUGUGCUUCGGCAAGGCGGGCGAAUGAAUUGAAUUUGUCUAAUGCUAGUAAGGGCAAACGUAAAAUAUGUUAG
Molecule: messenger RNA, 972 nt
Organism: Quercus lobata
Lineage: Eukaryota; Viridiplantae; Streptophyta; Magnoliopsida; Fagales; Fagaceae
Exons: 5
Coding region: 1-972 (323 amino acids)
Source: RefSeq, a predicted model, not a curated record